Eurypyga helias (sunbittern) is the source of this 121-nucleotide messenger RNA. RefSeq names its product bcl-2-like protein 13. The annotation marks the transcript as partial. Gene Ontology annotation, biological process: apoptotic process. Lineage: Eukaryota; Metazoa; Chordata; Aves; Eurypygiformes; Eurypygidae. The record is from RefSeq and is a predicted model, not a curated record. The transcript has a single exon. Gene Ontology annotation, cellular component: mitochondrion.
AUGGCGUCCUCCACUGCUGUGCCUGUAGGAUUUCACUAUGAAACAAAGUACGUAGUUCUCAGCUACCUGGGACUUGUGUCACAAGAGAAGCCACAGGAGCAUCCCCCUGCUUCCACUCAAG